Heterotrigona itama is the source of this 533-nucleotide messenger RNA. NCBI's taxonomy places the organism in Eukaryota, Metazoa, Arthropoda, Insecta, Hymenoptera, Apidae. The record is from the annotation of a GenBank genome assembly.
UUGCUACGUCGCACGAUAUAUAAAACUCGCACGAAAUGGGAAUUCGAUAGGUUAAUUUCGCACCGAUAUGGGAAAGUUGCUUUAAAACACAGUCUCCCAUAAAAAUCUCUCCCAGCGCAAAUCCGAUCUCGCGAAAUACGUACCGAUUUUCGCUAGGGCUUUACGACGAGGAAUUAAAGAAGAUGGCGGAACGGAAAACACGUGGACAGGAUCGAUCUCGCGAAGAAAGAGCAACGAUACGAUCCUAUACUGGGAUAAUUACCGUUCUCCUCGAGGGGGGCGAAUUUGUCGCGGCAGAGCAGCACCAGAGGUAGCCAGCAGCGCGCGUAGAACGCCCCGGCCGAGAUCAGCAGAACAAGCACCAACACGCCCACCAGGAACGAUCUCCGCCAGGAUCCGUUUUGUAGACCAAGCGCGAACUGUGGCUCUGCAAAAGCAAACGUCCGCUUUAUUUCCCUACCAUCGACGGAAAAGUGGAGGACAGAGUUUCUUCUCCUCUCGAUCGUUCGAAUUUCGCUUAAUUGGCUGGAAUU